GUAAACUCCUGAGGGCUGAUCCCAAUGCACUUUCACUUCUGCCUGCGGAUAAGUUACUUAAACAACAUUAUUUUACUCUUCAGAUUUAACAGAGGCUUUGGAGGAAACCUAAACACUCAGAACCUACUUUCUGAACUAUGCCAGUUGCGUUUAACGGAUUAUAAGAAAUGGCUUUCUUUCCUGACAAGAUACUGUAUCUUGUUGUCCUGAAUGUUGCGGUCACGAGUGUGGUAGGAUCAGACCAGAUGCAGAUGGCCACUGUGUACUGGGAUAAUACUCACAAGGCAGUGUUGCUGAAGCAGGGGGUUCUGGAAAAAGAAGGGGACGCAUAUGGGUACUUUAACGACACCCUCUCGCACACGGGCUGGGGAGUUCUGGAGCUGCGGGCAGGUUAUGGGGAGACCCCGGAACUCGACGAAGUCACCUUCUUCUUGGCGGGAUACCUGGAGGGAUUCCUGACAGCUCAACAGAUGUUUAGUCACUACACUAACAUGUAUCCCCAGCUGAUAAAGGACCCAAAGGUGCUAGGUCCAGUGAAGAACUGGAUGAGUAAGCAGGACCAGUGGACGAGAGAACAGGUGAAGCUCAAUAAGGCCGUGGACCCCCUGUGGCAACACGCUGGCUUCAUCGUAGCCCAAAUGGACGGGCUUCAGGCAGGAGCUUCGUACUGGGCAAAGCUCAAUAAGAGAGAGCCCCUGUCCAUGUUCGCCGUCCAGUUCCUCAAUGCGGUGGGGGACCUGCUGGACCUGAUCCCAGCCCUGGUACCAGAGACUGACCCUCACCACAGAAACACGAAGUUCAGAAUGCCUGGCAUGGGACACUGUUCUGCCCUCAUUAAGAUGUUGCCAGGGUUCGAGAACCUCCUGUUGGCUCACUCCAGCUGGUACACCUACGCAGCCACGCUGCGCAUCUACAAGCACUGGGAUUUCAGAGUAUCGGAGCCCCACACCGCCACAGGCAAAAUGUCCUUCAGCAGCUAUCCUGGCUUCCUGGUGUCUCUGGAUGACUUCUACAUCUUAGGCAGUGGCCUCCUGAUGACCCAGACCACCAACAAUGUCUUCAACAGCUCGCUCUUCUCCCUGGUGACGCCCCAGAGCCUGCUGGCCUGGCAGAGAGUUCGACUGGCGCAUGCCCUCGCGCGCACCGGGAAGCAGUGGGCACAGACCUUCUCCAGAUACAACUCCGGCACCUAUAAUAACCAGUACAUGGUGGUGGACCUCAGCAAAGUGGCUCUGGGCAGCAGGCUGGAGGAGGGGGCUCUGACUGUGGUGGAGCAGAUUCCUGGGCUGGUGGAGCACUCGGACCAGACUCAGGCCCUGCGGCGAGGGUACUGGCCCUCCUACAACGUGCCUUUCCACAGUACGAUCUACAACCAGAGUGGUUACCCGGAGAUGUGGAAGGAGCACGGAGAGGACUUCUCCUAUGACCUCUGCCCACGAGCCAAGAUCUUCCGCAGGGACCAGGCCGGAGUGGCGGAUCUGGCCUCCAUGAAGCACAUCAUGAGAUACAACAAUUACAAGAAUGACCCCUACGCCAGAGGACACCCCUGCAGGACCAUCUGCUGCCGCAACGACCUGAAGGAGGAGAAGCCUAGCCCAGGAGGCUGCUACGAUACCAAGGUGACGGACUUUCACAUGGCGCAGCGCUUCGCGGCGGAGGCGGUCAACGGGCCCACGACGCAGGGGGGGCUCCCGCCCUUCUCCUGGAGCGGGUUCAACCGCACCUCCCACCAGGGGCUGCCCGUCACCUACAACUUCACCUUCCUGACCAUGCAGCCCACGCUGCUCCGGCCCUGAGCCCGGGCACUGGACCCCUCGCCCGCGCUCAGGCUACAGCUCCGCCCAGGAGGGGGGGAGGGGGGG
Messenger RNA from Anguilla anguilla (European eel), 1862 nucleotides. It is a transcript of the gene plbd1, whose product is annotated as phospholipase B domain containing 1. Gene Ontology annotation, biological process: phospholipid catabolic process. The record is from RefSeq and is a predicted model, not a curated record. Lineage: Eukaryota; Metazoa; Chordata; Actinopteri; Anguilliformes; Anguillidae. Gene Ontology annotation, cellular component: extracellular region. The transcript is spliced from 11 exons. Gene Ontology annotation, molecular function: glycerophospholipase activity. The coding region runs from base 168 to 1796 and encodes 542 amino acids.